AUGAAAGCCGUUGCCUACUUCGGCAACUGGGAUAUCUACGGAGCCAACUACUUCAUCACCGAUGUUCCAGCAGAGAACUUGACCCAUCUUGUCUAUGUUUUCGCCAACGUCAACACUACUACUGGCAGCGUGAUAUUGAGUGACACUUGGGCCGAUCUCCAGUAUGCGUACCCUGGAGAUAAUACCACUGCGCCGGGAGAAAAUGUAUGUGGGAAUAUCAAGCAGAUGUUCCUGUUGAAGAAGAAGCACCGCCAUCUCAAAACUAUGCUUUCCAUCGACCACAGUCAAGCGGCGCAGAUGGUCGAUUUGCUUAAGCGUCUGCGCCAGAGUCUGGACCAACUGGCAGAGAAGACAGACCAUGACCCCGUAUCUCGAUUUCUACACUGUUAUGGCUUUGGACUACAUGGGACCCGGAUUCAGCAAUUACUCUGGCUACUUGUCAAACUUGUUCCCGGAUGUCCGCAAUCCACGUGCAACUAUUAUGAUACAAACUCGAGCCUUGAUUUUUACAUGUUUAACGGUCGGGUUCCACCCAACAAGAUCGUUCUGGAGAACCCGCUGUACGGUCGUGUCUUCAAUGGCACUAAUGGCGUGGGCGAUAAGUUCUCCAAUGGCGGCACGCAGGGCAGUCUUGCUGCCCUGAAGGCUGAGUAUGUUCAGUGUUUGGGUCUUGCUGGCACCGCCUGGUGGGAAGUUAGCAUGGACCGAAACGAUACUCUGAGUCUCAUCGGCACCACUGUCUCUCUGUUUGGAGGCGCUGGCGCUUUGGAUCAGUCUCUUCACAACUUGAACUAUCCCACCAGCACAUAUGUUAAUCUGAAGGAUGGCUUCUCUGGCAAUUAA
This is a messenger RNA of Penicillium canescens, 843 nucleotides long. Its product is annotated as Endochitinase B1. Gene Ontology annotation, molecular function: chitin binding; chitinase activity. Gene Ontology annotation, cellular component: extracellular region. Lineage: Eukaryota; Fungi; Ascomycota; Eurotiomycetes; Eurotiales; Aspergillaceae. The transcript has 6 exons. Gene Ontology annotation, biological process: carbohydrate metabolic process; chitin catabolic process. Bases 1 to 843 code for a protein of 280 amino acids. The record is from RefSeq and is a predicted model, not a curated record.